Scylla paramamosain (green mud crab) is the source of this 2815-nucleotide messenger RNA. RefSeq lists its product as uncharacterized. The record is from RefSeq and is a predicted model, not a curated record. The coding region runs from base 214 to 1404 and encodes 396 amino acids. The transcript has 2 exons. Lineage: Eukaryota; Metazoa; Arthropoda; Malacostraca; Decapoda; Portunidae.
CAUCACUUCUACAAUCUUAUCAGCCGUAGAUUGAAAGUAAUAGACAUUUACUCGAAUUUACAUCACCUUACGGAAUCUAGAUCACUUCUGAACCAUACACUUCCACCGCUUUCCACGACAGGCUCUUGUUGAAGUGACGCGGGUUUUCAAGGGUGUUUUUUGCGGUUCCAGUGGCAGAUUAAAGAGAUCUCUGUACCACUGACCGGUGAAGCAAUGGUGGCAGCGGCGUGGAUGUGCGUGAAGGCCAAUGACGUGUACAUAACUCACUUGAUGGCCUUCGGCAGCACCUCACCAGAGUACAUUGAGCUCGAGGCAACACUGAAGUCCCUCACCAACGCGACAGAACCCGGAAAGUAUCUCCACAACAAGCUAAGGAUCUCCACAUGUCCCAAGUGGCAGUGCAGUGACGGUCUAGAGCCAAGGAAAUUUUCCUCGGAGUGUUUCAAUUACCGCAUGUACGUUACCUGUCACAGAGAACCCCAACAUGCCUGCCUCAGAGACACCUGCCCCGAAAACAUGUGCAUCCUGGGCUACCUGCACCGGGAGUCCUGUGACUGCGCUCAAUCUGGCGGGAAACACAAUAACAUCACGUGGACUUUUUUAAAUAACACCAUGGAGAUUUGCCACAACGAACCGAUACCUUCAUACAACGAAGCGAAAGAGCUCCCUGAUAACAUUGUAGAUGUGGUGACCAUACACAUCCCGAUGUGCAAGAAGAAGAUCCCCAUACAAGUGUGCCGGCCGAGAGAAUGCGACCAGAAUCACAAGACUUUCAACUUCCCCACGGAUACCCUGAAGAGAGAGCACAUUGGCGGGGUCACCUUACUCUGGCAAGACGAAAAAUGUGAGUGUAAAAGAGGAGACCAGAAUUUUGACAGAAAUGUUGAGAGCUUUACAGUUCUUGUUCAGUCUUCUGGACACGAGAAGAAUGUCACGCUGAAAGAAGUGAGGGAAUUGCUGAUGAAAGAGAUCCGGUGUCCGGAAGAUGGGAGGGAGACGACUGGGACACAACAGACAGAAGUGCAAGAAAGGAAGGAAGACGAUGUAAAGACAGGAGACACGCUAAACACAGGGCAAAGUGAAACACCAACAAACGAAACACAAACACCGACAUACACGAACCAAACAAACCGAGCAGCGACAAAAAAGGUGGAAGAUGAAACAAAAACAACACAAGAUGAGCGAAUAAACACAGACAGAGGGGAAACCACGACAAAUGAAAGCCAGGACGAGAAAAUAAAAGGAGAAACUGACUUAGUGGGAACCUUCUUCUCAACACCAGAGUUAUCAUCAUCUUCUGCACUUAAAAUCCCUCUCACUCUCAUCGCCGUCGUCACCACCAUCACCGCCGUGGUGGUAAGGAUGAAUGCACCGUGCCUCAUCAUUUUUUCCUCCGUUACUUGAGAGAUGAGUGACGCAUCAAAACAUGGCAAUAUUUUUGUUACUUUUUUUGUCUUAUUGUAAGUUAUACUGAUUUUUGCUCAAAACGUGACUACUCCUACUACUACUACUACUACUUGUAUUGUCAAGGAAGAAGAAGAAAGAAGAAAAAGAAGAAAGAAAACAAAACAAGGAGGAAGAAAGAAGAGAAGAAGAUAGAAUAAGUAAGAAGAAGAACAAAUGAAGAAGAUGAAAGAAGCAGGGAGAAUAACAAGCGGUCACACUACUCAGGAAAGACGAAGCAAUUACCACCUGAUAUCGAGGGAGCCGAGAAAACACACAUGGACACUGGCCCUACGGAAUCCUCAAGAGGAAGACGACCCGUAAACCCAGGGAAGGCAGUCUGUGUCAAAGAGGGCUUAACGGAAAUGAUGUAGGGGGACAAGCCAGAGACAGUGACAGAAAAUGAAAUAAGGUCAGGAAGGACAAGUAAGCCUAUAAAAAAUACGUAUGCCUACUUAGAGCUCAAAGCCGCCCUACCCUUUGUUAUGAAAAUAAAGAUAAGGAUUGUAUUUUAUAGCGUGUAAGAGUGGAUUAAUUCAAUAGCAGGGACUAGCACACACAGGGAGAGAGGGCUUGCCUGAACAGAAAGGGGGUUGACAUAGACGGAACAAAUUAAAAGUGGGUGGAGCUUGAAGGAGUAAUGCAGUCAGUGAACCACUUAUCUCAUGCAAGGAGGAGAGGGUGUUGAAUAUUGGUGGUGUAUGUUAGUAUGACAGGUAUGUAUGGCGUGCGAAGAUUUACCCAGUGAUGAAAUGCUUGUAGUAACUGAUGUGAUGCUGAUAUGAGUGUUUUUAUAAUUAAACAUUACUUGUGUUGACUGAACUCUUGUUGUCUUUACGCAUUAGAUGUUGUGUGUGUUCUGCUCGACCAUUGACUUUAUCAGUGAGUGUGUUGAAGAGAAGCAAAGUGACACCAGGACCUUUCACUGCCACAAGGCACUGCACCAGGGGGAAAAUUACACGUACUGCUGUGUGUGUGUGUGUGUGUGUGUGUGUGUGUGCGGCAGUGCCUCCUCCCUAGCUACGAUGACGCCCUGACCACCCUGAUUCUGGCCAGGCUGUCGCCAGACACCGAGAAGCCCUGGAGUAGUUUGGGAAGGGCGUGGUGCGCCGCCACCCACGCCUACGCCACAUGCUGCGGCCCGACGCGCCUCACCCGGUCCGUGCCACGCGACACCACAACCUGAUAACGCCCCUAAAGGCGCCGCGCACGGACCGAUACCGCCUCAGCGCGAUUCCCACCAUGGUGUGUCACAUUAACAGUUACUUCAUAUUUGUAGAUUAACCUUCUGUUUCAUGUUAAGCCUCCCCCCAAACCAUUGUGUAUUUUAGCUACAAAUACUGUCUUAUCAAUAAACCGUUUAUUAUUAUUA